AUGACGGCAGCGAUCAAACAGGGCGCAGCAUCAGGGAUUCAAGGAACUGCAACUACAGGAGGAGACACUAGGAGGCCCAAGCAAGGCAGCCUUAACCCAGAGAAGCCGUGUGCCUGUGGAUGGACAGUGCAGGCACCCAUGGCAUCACAGGAGCUUGUGGAUACGAGAGACUCUGCUUCUCAUAAUCUGAACCCUGGAAUGGAGGGUGGUGCCGUACCCAGCACCGGGAAAACCUGUCCUGUCCACACCCCAGGCGGAGAAGAUGCAAAGCGGGGUUUUCGUAAAGGCAUAGGGAGGCAUAAUGACUAUGUGAAGAUUUCUGUGCCAGAGUCCAAGGUCAGUCGUCUGCCCAUGGAGUGGUGGAAGACCAUGAUUGCCUUUUUUUAUGCUGGCUUUAACUUGGUCCUUACAACAGUUGUCAUCACAAUAGUCCAUGAGAGGGUCCCACCCAAAGAAAGCAGCCCACCCCUUCCUGAUAAAUUUUUUGACUAUAUUGACAGAGUCAAGUGGGCAUUUACAGUCACAGAGAUCAAUGGAAUGGUUCUGCUGGUCAUUUGGAUUAUCCAGUUGUUCUUCUUCAGAUACAGGUCAAUAGCGAGCAGGCGGUUCUUCUUCCUCAUUGGCACUCUGUAUUUGUACCGCUGUGUCACUAUGUACAUCACCACCCUGCCUGUACCUGGCAUGCACAUGACUUGUGCUCCUAAGCUGCAUGGAGACUCCCAGGCAAAAAUCCAGCGAAUUCUGAGGCUGAUUUCAGGUGGAGGUCUGUCCAUUACAAACUCCCAUCUCAUGUGUGGAGACUUUCUCUACAGUGGACACACUGUGAUGCUCACCCUCACUUAUCUGUUCAUUAAGGAAUAUUCGCCGCGGUCAUUUUGGUGGUACCAUCUGAUGUGUUGGCUGCUUAGUGCCGUAGGUGUGGUGUGCAUCCUGGUGGCACAUGAGCACUACAGUGUGGAUGUGGUUGUGGCCUAUUUUAUCACCUCCCGGCUAUUCUGGUGGUACCACACCAUGGCCAACCUACAGACUCUAAAAUGCUCACCAAACAACUACCUCACUAACACCUGGUGGAACCCUCUGUUCAACUUCCUGGAGAGGAACGUCCAAACCGCGGUGCCAUGCUCAUAUAGCUGGCCCAUCACCUGGCCUCCUGCCUGCCUGAAGAACCCAUGUAAGAAGUACUCCAUGGUACAGAGCACACGAGAGGAGUGA
Molecule: messenger RNA, 1212 nt
Organism: Scomber scombrus (Atlantic mackerel)
Lineage: Eukaryota; Metazoa; Chordata; Actinopteri; Scombriformes; Scombridae
Gene: sgms2a
Product: sphingomyelin synthase 2a
Exons: 7
Coding region: 1-1212 (403 amino acids)
Biological process (GO): sphingomyelin biosynthetic process; ceramide biosynthetic process
Cellular component (GO): Golgi membrane; endoplasmic reticulum membrane
Molecular function (GO): ceramide cholinephosphotransferase activity; sphingomyelin synthase activity
Source: RefSeq, a predicted model, not a curated record